AUGGAAUGCUGCCGUCUGCUGAGGCCACCAGUGAUUGGCACGGCGGGUGAGCGACAACCCGGCUCACGCAGGGCUCUCUUCACACUCUCCUGUAUCAAUGCUCUGAACUUUGCUGACCGCUACGUGCCAGCAUCGGUGAAGCCGCAGAUCCAAAAGGAGCUGGAGUUGAACGACUGGGAAAGCGCACUGCCUGCCGUGGCCAUGACGGGUGUCUUUACGGUUUGCAGCCUCGUGUUCGGAAUCCUGGCGGACCGGGAAUGCUUGGACAGGAGGCUUCUACUUGCAGGCGGCAUCGCCUUCUGGUCCUUUGCCACGGCGCUGGGGGGCUUCGCGCAGGACCUCACGCACCUGGUGCUCUUUCGUGCCCUUGUCGGUGUUGGGGAGGCAGCAUUUGCGACUGUGGCCUCGCCAAUGAUCACUGACUUCUACCCAGGACCGCAGCGGAACCGGGCCUUCACCAUCUUCAGCCUUAGCGCGCCGGUGGGCGCGGCCUUGGGCUUUGGCAUUGGUUCCGUGCUCGGGGAGAAGAUGGGCUGGCGCGUGGCUUUCUUUGCCUGCGGUUUCCCAGGGGUGGUAGUGGCUUUCACGGUUCUCCUCUUGAAUGACCCCGUCAGGGGCAUCAAUGACGACCUGGAGGAUCCACUCCACGAGGAGGCUGAGGACAGCACCGACGAGGACAGCGACGAGUCAACCGCAUCGGCGAGCAUUGCCCCGUGCGUUGACUUUUUGCGGGAGGGUGCGGCGCUCCUGUCCAACCCCUUCUUCCUGUAUUGCACUCUCGGCAGCGUGGCCAUCUCUUUCGCGGUGGGAGGGCUGACGGAGUGGUACCCAACCUUCCUGGUGCGUUACACCGACCUCUCCAUGGGCACGUCCGGGCUCGUCCUAAGUGGCAGCUGCGUUAUCAGCGGCUUCGGCGGCACCAUCCUGGGCUCAAAGGUUGCAGACAGCGUGGCACGCAGGUACCCAGCCCUUGGCAGCAAGGCUUAUUUCCUGGUGCCAGCCUGCUUCAUGGUGCCAGGGACCGUCCUGAUCGCAGCGGGCGUGAACGUCCUGGAGCCGUGGGUGCUCGUGCUCAGCCUAGUGCUCGGGCAGACAUUCUUCUUCUGCUACCAGGCGCCCAUCGCUGCCCUCUCCAUGUCUGUCAUUCCUGUGCACAGCCGUGCGCGGGGGUCGAGCCUGCAGAUCUUGCUGGGGCAUGCCCUUGGCGACGUGAUCAGCCCCCCGAUCAUCGGCCAUAUCUCGGACGUGGCAAACCUCCAGCUUGGCUUGCAAGUCACCUGGGUGGCCGUGCUGUUCGCAGGCGUAUCCUGGUUUACAGGCUACGCCUGCCUAGCGAAGCCACCCAUGCUGGUGGUGCCCAGGCAAGCAAAGGACUCGGGCACCAUCCGAUGGGUCUUGAAGCGGGGCAUGAGCUCUCUUUGCCCCUGCGAAUGCGAGAGCUCCGAAGAGUGUUCCGACGAGCCUACGUGA
Messenger RNA from Symbiodinium natans, 1470 nucleotides. The record is from the annotation of a GenBank genome assembly. Lineage: Eukaryota; Dinophyceae; Suessiales; Symbiodiniaceae.